Molecule: messenger RNA, 3243 nt
Organism: Huiozyma naganishii CBS 8797
Lineage: Eukaryota; Fungi; Ascomycota; Saccharomycetes; Saccharomycetales; Saccharomycetaceae
Gene: VAM6
Product: Vam6p
Exons: 1
Coding region: 1-3243 (1080 amino acids)
Biological process (GO): endosomal vesicle fusion; autophagy; vesicle-mediated transport
Cellular component (GO): cytoplasm; fungal-type vacuole membrane
Source: RefSeq, a predicted model, not a curated record
AUGUUGCGAAGUACCUUAGUCUGUAAAGUAAACUCUCCUGGGAUAACAGCACUGCUGCAAAUCACAGAAUCCGACAGAUUGAUCGUUGCCAAGUCCAGUGGUGCUGUGGAAGUAUAUUCGACGGACAAAAGUACGCAUAGCUUCAAAUUAUUUCAGACAUACCCUAAGCUGCUAAACUCUCUACCCGCCAAUGAGUCUAUCAUUCUUGAUUUUCUUUAUUCGAAGGAGUUAGCUACAAUUUUUGGGAUAUGCAAGAACGAUCUAGUCCUACUUAACAGUGCCAAUCUACACCUGUACGAUCGAAUUAUUGACAAACGUGGUAUCGGCGAAAGUUGGAUACGAGAGUUAAAGCUUACUGGCAAAUCAGAUGAGACUUUCACUUUUCUGGUUUAUACAACUAAAAAUGCAUCGCCCUCCAAAUUACGAUUGUUGAUCUGGGAGGGCAGGACGUACACUAAGAUGCUUGAGGUUUCCUUACCCACCAGCUCUGCUAGCAAAAAUGAAAUAAUCAAGUCCAUAAAUGUGACAAAUGCUGGGGAUAUUCUUAUAGCAACAUCGGCCGCCAUAUAUCUGUGGGAAUUCAACUCCGUCGUUGUACUCAAAUUGGACCAAAUAUAUCAAAGGAAAUACCCCAGUGACAUGAUGACCGCCGCGCAUGACCUACAGUUUGAAUGUGACGAACUAAAUAUACCAAAGAGCAGAGAUGAUAAAUCGAUACGACAUGAUAGCAGUUCUGUGAAGACUAAUUCCAGCAAUAAGAGUAAAUUUAAAAUUGCAUCACUUUGGAGAUCAAGAUCUUCAAACUUUCUUUCUGGUAGUAGUGCUGAUUUUAGGUAUUCAUUUCGAGACGAAAGAACAAACGAUAUAUACGUAGUUGAUGGACGUACAAAGAAGUUGUACGCUCUUCAGUUACAAAUGAAAGAGGAUAGAGAAUUGAUAUACUUGAUGGCAUCUGACCAUAAACAGUUUUUCGAAUGGAACUCCAUGUUUUCCUCGAUACAUUAUCUGUCAUCAGAUAUACUGUUAUUACACAAUACAAGGACGAUGAGGUUUGUUGACUAUGAAAAUGGGUUCACUUUUCUGGAAAAAGAUUUUGAAGAAGGCAUCAAUCAAGUAAGACAUAUGACAGGAGCAUAUUUUAUUGUAUGGACGAAGAAUGAUCAGAUUCAACUGUAUCAUUAUCAAGUAGACGACAUGGAGGAUAAGAGCGCGCUGAGCAAUGACGAGAUAUCUAUCUGUGGUACCAACCACGACUCGUAUUUCUAUCAGCUUUGGAGAAGUGUACUUUUUUACAGAUAUUUUCUGACCUCAAAGGACUCAUCAGAAUUAUGCGCAUCAGAACAUCCACAAGAGUCUCUAGAUGUGUGCGCUAUGAAAUUAAGGGACUUGACCGUUGUUUGGUGUCUACAGAUAUUUGAUAACUUGAAAACAAAUAUGAAUCGCCUACGAUCACAAGACCAUAAAGAGCCUAAUGAUAAGGUUAUCGAUAUGGUUAAACAUGCAGAGAAUGUCAUUAUACGUGACAUAUUUGGUUUUUUCAUAGAGUUUUGGGCACCUCCACAAUUGGUGAUUUUGAAAACUUUCCCCACUGCCAUUUCGUAUCUCGUGGAAGCCUUGACCGGGCAAGAACACAAAUGUAUUUCGAACGAGGAGGAAACAAUUAAUGAGGGUUAUUCAAUACCAGCACAUUUGAUAAAAAAAUGGUGCAUACCGUAUCUCACAGAUACCAGAAGACAUUUCAGGAACUUAUUACUCAACGAGAGAAAUCAUUCGGUAAAAGGAAUAAUCUGGAAAUAUGCUGAUAGAGAAAUUGAUUGGCAUCUUGACUUUUUUUUACUGGACAAACAUACGUCAAUUACUGUCGAGACCAUGCUGGCUCUAGUCGACACUGUCCUAUUCAAAACGUAUCUCUUGUACUAUCCGGCCAUGGUGGGUCCGCUAAUUCGAGUGGACAACAUGUGUGACAUUACGAUAGUAGUUGAAGAUUUGAAGAAGAGAGACAUGCUUAAGGAGUUGACGGAAUUUUUUUUUCAAAGAAAAAUGCAUAAAGAAGCCCUGGAGUUUUUGGCCCAAGCGAUCAGUCAGAACACCGAUUUAGAGAAGGACCAAAAAUGCCCACAGGAGAAAGAUGAGGAGAAUUUGACUGAACUGUUACUUAUCGACUACUUGAAGCAUAUACCCAAAGAUUUUAUGGAUGAGUUAUUCUAUUACACGAAGUGGUUAUGUGAUAACGAGAGCAACACGAAACGAAACGCGAUACUAACUUCUAUUUUUUUCCAGUUCAACUCAGUUUCUUUGGAACGUGACCAUGUUGCUACCUACCAGUUUAUCGAUGGUUAUGACCACGAACUUGGCAACAAGUAUCUGGAGCUAAUUCUAAAUGAACUAGACUAUAAAGACAUUCAACUGCAAAAUAUUCUCAUUCAAAACUAUCUAGAUCGAUUGGAUGACGCGGCUAUACGAAACAAGCUCAAACUCUUAUUAGAGGUGCAUUCCACAGAUGAACCAAACACGAUACUCAAGUUGUUGGAAAAUAAAUUAUCGGAAGAUGUUAGCCUUUCAGAAGAUAAUCGCAUUUUUUUAAAAUGGUUACAGACGUAUCCUCUUGCCAAAUUAGGAAAACAUGAGCGUGCCCUUGAUAUUUUGUACGAUGAACUUGACGAUUAUACGAAAUGUUCCACUUAUACUGAACUGGUGUUCCGCAAAAAUGAGAAUGAAGGGCGAGCUGCUUUGAUGUACUUUUUCAAGAAAAUCAUUGGUAGUCGUGCUUCAGACGAUCAAGAAAACGAUAAAUUGGUUGUUUUUUUAAAGAAGUUUGUGACCAGAUUGGACAUCGUUGAUAUCUUUAAAGAGUUACCAAAAUCGAUGCCAUUGAAAGAUUUAAAGGAAUAUUUAUCUCAGUCGAUGAAAAGCCAUGCACUGAUGACCAACUCAUUAAGAAUGGACAAAAAUGUUUUACAAGUUGAGCUAGUCAAUGUAACGCACUCUUUGGACAACAACCGCUCAAAGUUCAUACAGAUAAACGAAAAUUACAAGUGUCAUAUCUGUGGUAAAGCGUUUUCUACUUUUACGACAGAUGAGGCACUAUGGUUUACGAUGAGAAAUGGGAGAGAUUACGUGGUCCAUUAUUUCUGUGGGAAAACCAUACAGGAGAAGUUACGUAGUAGCUUAAAUAAGAGGAGCAAGUUGGCAUCCAGAACAGUUCUGGAUAUUCGAGCUAAUAGCCUUCCUGAUGUAGCGUAG